AUGGGAAGACUGAAUGAUAGGUUUAUACCCCAGGAAGGCCCCAGCCAGAUGCGUAAGCCUAGUGAUGACAAGUGUCCUUCUUCCAGACCCCUGCACUAUUUAACUUCUCCUCUUCAUUCUAAAGACACUAAAAUGUUACCUAUGUCAUGUGACAAACUAGAUGUUCUAAUACUAUUUUGCGAUGCCUGUAAGAAAAUUUCUCUUCGAGUUCCUUCUCAUCUUCAAGCUGAAACACUUGUAGGUAAAGUGAAUCUGGAGGAGUGUCUCAAGUCUGCCACCCACUUCCUGUCAAGUGAUCCUGGCUUCAGAAUUCUAGAAGAUGGCUCCAUUUACACAACAGAUGACCUCAUUUUGUCUUCUAAAAGGAAGAGUUUUUUCAUUUUACUCUCAGACAGUCAGAAGGAGGAACAAAUAGAAAUAGAACUUGUACUGGCAUCAAGAGAAAAUAAGGCUCAUAAGAAGAGACAUACCAAAGACACAGGCCUUAAGCGCAGCAAAAGGCGAUGGGCUCCUAUUCCAUGCUCCCUAAUGGAGAAUUCAUUAGGUCCAUUUCCACAGCACAUUCAACAGAUCCAGUCUGAUACUGCACAGAACUAUACCAUCUUUUACUCCAUAAGUGGACCAGGAGUGGACAAGGAGCCCUUCAAUUUGUUCUACAUCGAUAGAGACACCGGGGAUAUGUUUUGUACACGAAGCAUAGAUCGUGAGCAGUAUCAACAGUUUUCGCUCUAUGGCUACGCAACAACCUCAGAUGGUUAUGCACCAGAGUAUCCACUCCCCAUCGUAAUUGUAAUUGAGGAUGAUAACGAUAAUGCCCCAUAUUUUGAAAACAAGUUGACUACUUUUAGUGUGCCUGAAAACUGCAGAAUUGGAACUUCAAUAGGACAAGUGACAGCGAUAGACAACGAUGAACCUGACACCUUACACACUCGCCUGAGAUAUAGAAUCUUACAACAAAUUCCAGAUCAUCCAAAGCAUUUUUCUAUACAUCCAGAAACAGGUGUUAUCACAGCAGCUACACCUUUCCUGGAUAGAGAACUAUGCGAUACAUACAAGAUAAUAAUGGAAGUGCGGGACAUGGGGGGUCAACCUUUUGGUUUAUUUAAUACAGGAACCAUCACUAUUUCACUUUUGGAUGAAAAUGACAAUUCACCAAUGUUCACAGAAACAUCUUACUUUGCAGAAGUAGAAGAAAACCGAAUUAAUGUUGAGAUUUUACGAAUGAAGGUAUUUGACAAGGAUUUGCCCAAUACUCCUCACUCUAAGGCUGUAUACACCAUCCUAAAAGGAAAUGAAAAUGGAAACUUCAAAAUUUCAACAGAUCCAAAUACAAAUGAAGCAGUCUUGUGUGUUGUCAAGGCAUUGAACUAUGAAGUCCAUCGCCAAGUUAUUUUGCAAGUCGGUGUACUUAAUGAAGCACAAUUCUCCAAAGCAGCUAACUCUCAAGCUCCUACUAUGUGUACUACGACUGUCACUGUUAAAAUUAAAGACAGUGAUGAGGGCCCUGAGUGCCAGCCACCAGUAAAAGUUAUUCAGAGUAAAGAUAGUCUUGCACCUGGUACAGAGCUCUUGGGGUACAAAGCAAUGGAUCCAGAAUCACGCAGUAGUGAAGGGUUAAGGUAUACAAAGAUAGGAGAUGAAGAUAACUGGUUUGAAAUUAACGAAUUAACUGGUGACUUGAAAACUGUCAAAACGCUAGACAGAGAAUCAAAAUUUGUAAAAAAUGACCAAUACAAUAUUUCAGUGAUUGCAAGGGAUGCAGAUGGCAGAUCCUGCACUGGAACAUUAGUAGUCCUUUUGGAAGAUGAAAAUGAUCACUCACCAGAAAUUGAUAAAGAAUUGACAAUUUGUCGCCAUGAUAAAGAGUAUGCUGUUCUGGAACCUUUUGAUCGAGACGGGCCAGACAAUGGUCCACCAUUUCAAUUCCUUUUAGAUAAUUCUGCCAGUAGAUUAUGGAGUUUAGAAUCAAAGGAUGGUAACACUGCCAUUCUUCGUGAACGGAAUCCGCUAGAUUAUAACUACUAUUCUGUGCCAAUCCAAAUAAAAGACAGACAUGGUUUAUCUGCAAAACAUGUUCUAUCAGUGAGAGUAUGUGACUGCACAAUUCCAUCUGAUUGUAGAAUGACUGCUAAAAGAGAUAGAGAUAUUGAGAUGUCAAAUGUCAUACUUGGAAAAUGGGCUAUUCUUGCCAUGGUGUUAGGUUCUGCAUUGCUAUUAUGUAUUCUGUUUACAUGUUUUUGUGUUACCGCUAAGAAGACAGUAAAAAAAUGUUUUCCAGAAGAUGUUGCCCAGCAAAAUUUGAUUGUAUCAAAUACUGAAGGACCUGGGGAAGAAGUGAUGGAGUCAAAUAUUCGACUCCCCACACAGACGUCUAAUAUUUGUGACACAAGCCUGUCUGUUGGCGGCCUCUGUGGUCAAGGAAUCAAAACACAGCAAAGUUUUGAAAUGGUGAAAGGAGGCUACACUUUGGAGUCCAACAAAGGUGGUGGACACCAAACCUUGGAGUCCAGCAAGGGAGUAGGUCAGGGCGUCACGGACACUGGCAGAUACGCAUACACGGACUGGCAUAGUUUCACUCAACCUCGUCUUGGUGAAAAAGUGUAUCUGUGUGGACAAGCUGAAGAACACAAACAUUCCGAAGACUACAUUCGUUCAUAUAAUUAUGAAGGAAAAGGGUCCGUGGCUGGUUCGGUAGGCUGUUGCAGCGAUCGGCAGGAAGAAGAGGGCCUUGAGUUUCUAGAUCAUCUGGAACCCAAAUUUAGGACAUUAGCAAAGACAUGUGUAAAGCAGUAA
Chrysochloris asiatica (Cape golden mole) is the source of this 2793-nucleotide messenger RNA. RefSeq names its product desmocollin 1 (gene DSC1). Gene Ontology annotation, molecular function: calcium ion binding. Bases 1 to 2793 code for a protein of 930 amino acids. Lineage: Eukaryota; Metazoa; Chordata; Mammalia; Afrosoricida; Chrysochloridae. The transcript is spliced from 17 exons. The record is from RefSeq and is a predicted model, not a curated record. Gene Ontology annotation, cellular component: plasma membrane; desmosome. Gene Ontology annotation, biological process: homophilic cell-cell adhesion.